AGGAUGUGUGUGUGGAAGUCUUGGGUCUGUGAUGGCACCCCAGACUGUCCACAAGGGGAUGAUGAGAGGAACUGUCAAAAUGUGACUAGGUGUGCACCAUCAGAGUUCCAGUGUGUGACAGAUGGGGGUUGUAUCCCCUUCAGCAAGCGCUGCAACAAUAAAGUGGACUGUAUGGACUCCUCAGAUGAGCUGCAGUGCGGCACUGUGGCAUCGGACUGUUCCAUCUUCAACGACCACAAAGAGGGCUGCUGCAACACGCCAUCCUGUGGUGUUUAUUACACGGCCACCAACCCACCAUAUGGCCGGUGCACCAGUGUCAUUAAUGCAUCGACCUAUCGCCAGAGCAACAGAUGUGAUGGAGUCAUAGCAGCACCUUACGAGUGCCUGCCUGGACAGGUCAAGUGCAACAACACCAAGAUGACGUGCAUCUCCUGGGUCCAGGUGUGUGACAACCAGAAGGACUGUGUGGGUAACAGCAUGGACGAGGAUAACUGUUAUGAUUGCCAAAGUCUUGGCCGACAACAUGUUUACUUGACUCCCACAAAUACAAGCAUGCAUUUUGUUUCCCUUGGUGCCAACUUAAUCUCCUAUGCAGAAAAAGUGCCUGAUCUCCCUAAAGCCAACUUGACCUGGAAAAACUUUUCAAGAAUUUCUGGAUCAGAUGACACAAUACUCGGGCUGAAGCCAGCCACACCAUACGUCUUUGUUUUCUUCCAGACCACCUCCAAGAGACUCUGCCCAGUUGACACCAGUGAAAUGUCCACUUUAGAUGGUUUGCCAUCUGAACCCAAGUCUGUGACGACAGCCCUGCGACUGGAGAACUACCCGGUCACUUACAUUGUGGAUGUCCAGUGGAAGAAACCUGAUGCAGCUAAUGGGAAAAUUAUUAGCUAUGUGGUCUAUUACCAACAAGUGGACAGCAAAGGUGUGUCUGCAGGGGAAGUCCUGUCUAAAACCAUAACAGGCCAAUACCAGCAGUUGAAAAAUGUGGACUACCAGACAAGCGUAGUGGAGCAGAUUGAAAAGGGCAAGACUUAUGAUUUUUGGGUCACAGCGGUAACCUCAGCAGGGGAAGGAACUCCAUCUAAAAAAGUCACCAUCGCAACGGACAGUAUACCCCAGUUUGACCUGAAGGUGACGGUUGCCAAUGUUUCGGCCACUGGGUUUACUGUUAAGUGGGUCACUGACCCCAAUGCUGUUGGGUACAAGGUCACGGUCAUCUCUUUGAAGCAGAGCUCUCCUAUUUUCCCAGCCGGGGAGAUCAAAGAUGUUGAGAAAGAGCUCAGCAAAACAGAGACGAGCUUAUUAGUUGCUGACCUUUGCCCACAGAGUGAUUUUAAAGUGUUGGUGCAAGCCUUGUAUGCCAAUAAAGUGAAGGGCCUAGCAUGGAAGGCAUUCAGUACUACCACAGGCACACAGCCUCUGGUCAGCAUAGCUAAGGUUGAGAAAACUGGACCCACAAGUGCCAUGGUGUCCUUCAAUGUUACCCAGGGUUCAGCUAAGAAAUUCCACAUCUACUACACCCAUGACAACCACGCCUCACCUUUGAACCUGACAUCUCUGGAAUCAAGUUACGAGAUCAAAGGCCUGUACGCCUGUGAGAACUACUUUGUCUGGGUCCGGCCUGUGUCACCUUUCUGUCCGUCCUCUGGUGUCUCCAGCUUCAUAACAGAGGAAGAUGAUAAGGCACCACCAAAAGACCUAGAAUAUGAACUUACUCAUGAGUCCUACCAGUUUAAUGUCACUCUCAAAUGGACAGCCUCCUGCUACAAACAGUCCAGGGAAAUUGGCUACAUCAUUACUGUGCAAAAUGGGGAUAACCCUAGCACAGAAAUAGCUGUCCAGCAGACUUCUCUCACCAAAAUCAAGCACACCCUAUCUGUGAAGGACAACCAGAUAUACACCUUCAGUGUCCGCACUUUAGUUCCUGGCUCACAGAACAGCCCGGUGUUGAAAGUCAAAAUACCUUCCCUAGCUGGGCCUGUGAACUUUGUGGCCGAGCAUGUCGGAGGACUUCAAGUGGUCCUGAGGUGGACAUGGGAUUUUAUUUCAGAUCCAGACUUCAGGGAGUUUUUGGUGUUCAGCUCACAAGGGGAGACAACAAUGAAAAAUCAUACAUCUAAACAAGAAAUACUUCUGUCCCUUCCUACUGACGGCACAUAUUUUUUUAAAGUUCAUGCCAUGUCUAAAGAAGGAGAAACCAUUGCUAUGUCACAAGAGCUGCAGUUCUCAUUUGAAAAUGUGGAUGCCCCAACAAAUGACAAGGUGAUCUCCCUUAGCCAAACCAACUUUGUGGCCAUCCUGGUCCCCGUGGCUGUUGUAGUGGUGGGCCUGAGUGCUGGGCUGGUCUUCUUCAUCGUCAGGCACAGGCGGCUCCAGCGCAGCUUUCUGGCUUUUGCCAACAGUCACUACAACAUCCAGUCUGGCACCACGACAUUUUCAGAUGAUCUGGAUGGUGAUGAGCCAAUGAUUCAAGGUUUCUCUGAUGAUGAGCCUCUGGUUAUUGCUUAAAUUCUUGUUUCAAGUUGAUCAAAAACAUUUUUUAUUUAUUUUAAUCCAUCAUUUAAAAAAAAAAAAAUGUUGUUAAAUGUUAAGCUACAGUUGGUAAAAAAGUAAUCUUUUAUUUCUAUUUUUAAAAAAAUAUUUAUUUGAUUAUUUUUAAAUAUUUUGUGAAAUCUUGACCAGUCUACACUUAUAUUGCAAGAGUUACACAAUAUUUUCACCCAAUUGAAAAUCAGGGGAAGUAAUUAAAAUGAGGGUAUAAGUUUAAAAUUUGAAGGGGGAUUAAAAGUAAAAUAAAAGGGAAAUAAUUUGAUAAAUAAAUAAAAAGUAUACCGAAGAAAAUAAUUAUUUUAAUAUAAAAACAGAUCCAUAUUUUUUAUAAUGGAUUUAAAAUUACUGUAAAUUAAUGGAUCAUGUACUUGACAAAAAUAUAUUUGUACAAAGAAAAUAACCCUGGGUACUUUAACUUGUUUUGUUAACCAAACACUCUUGCCACAUAAGUUAGACAUCUUUUAUUCACAUUUUUUAAAUUUAGUAACUAUUUUUAUCAGCUUUAAAUUUAAUUUUAAAUUGAUUAAAAAUAAUACUUAAAAAUAUUUCUUGUCAUGCAUAUUUUCUGAAUGCAUAAUUUUAUGCAGCAGUUUCAAUAAAAUAAUAGAUGACACUGAGAAUUUUGUAAAUGAAAAUUGUGUAAAUUGUAAUCUUAAAGUGGCUUAUAAAACUACUGACACUACAAAAAUGGAGAUGAAAUGUGUUCUGAUGUUAUUGAGAACAUAUGCAGAGCUCUAGUCUGUUCUCUGGUUUGUGAUAAAUUUUUAUAUAGCAAGGUUUGUUUCAUUUCAUUCUGUGCAAGUAUUACUCUCUGUUGUUAAUCCAUAAUUUUAACUUACCAAAAUACUAAUAAGGUUGUUUUUUUUUUUUUUUUUUCUUUAAAAUCAUACUGUUCCAAAGUUAAUUGUGCUUUACUUUUUUUUAUUUUUUACUAUUAAUAUCUUGACUGUAAUCUUCUUGUAUGGGUUGUGGGGUUUAUUUAUCUCUUAGCUUUUUGUCUUUAUGUCCACGCUUGAAAGUAACGGUAACAGUAGGGUCUUCAUCACUAAGCUGUGAGUUUUUAUUUUAUUUAAAACCUGGCAGAUUAAUCAAUUAAUUUAAUUUAACAGGGUAGAGAAUGUGUUGAUAAAUUAAAACAAAAAAAUUAACAUUCAAUCAAAAGAUUUUUUAAAAAUGUGUUAACUAAUUAACUAAUUAAUUGCAAUAUAAAUUAUACUUUAUACUAUUACACCCCCCACCCACCCCCACCCCUGUAGAAUACUAGUUUAUGAAUUAUUAUCCGAACCGGAUGAAAAAUAGGCAGAAAAAAAUAAAAUUUUCUGCAUUAAGCUAUCUACAAGUCAAAAUUACAGCCUUUUUACACGCUUUUUGUAUUUAUAUUUUCUAAGAAAGGAUUUUUUUUUUCACUUGAUAUCAUCUAUACUAUCAAAUAGCUAAAGAUAGUUUUUAAAUGUGUUUAAGCAUGCUGAAGAUCCUUCUGUUACCGAUUCCUUUACUCUCUUGACUGUAUAUCAUACAUAUAAUUAUAUACACCAUAGCAGGUAAGCUAUAUUUUUUAUUUGUAUGUUAACAGGAUUUUCAAAUUUUUUUCUUUAGGUUGCUUUUUGUUGAUACAUACAUAUAUAUCUCUGUUGGCUUAUGUAAUAUAAUUGUAUUAUAGAUGUUAUUGAAUUUCUUAUAUUAUCUCAUUAAACAUAUCAAGAAAAAUUGGAAAUGAUAUACUUAAUAACUUGACAAUGAUGAUUGAUGUACUGUAUAAUUAUUUUUUUUUCUUGCUAAUUCUAGCUGGGGUGACUUUUGUAACAUAACAAAUUUAUGUGCAGGAAUUUCAUUUAUAUAUUGUGAACACAUUUUUUUGGAUCAGGUAUUAAAACUUAACCCUAAUUUGCUAUAAUUAGUGAAACAGUUCUUGUAUUGUUCUGAUAACAGUUUAAGGUUUCAAUAUCUUUGUUUUUCUCAUCUUUGUUUUUCUCCAUUUUGGUCAUGAUUAACCAAUAAUUUAUAAAACUAUGACUUCAAGUUUGAAUCUCAGCACAGUUAUUAUUUUAUAAAGCCUGCAGUUUGUACAUUAAGUUCACUUUGAAUUUAUUGUGAUUUUUUAAAAAUAUAAAUUGCUAAUUUGAUGUUAAAAAAUCUUACUAGUAGUUUCUUUUUUGGUUUCUUUUUUAUGCUUGUAGGCUAUUCAGAUAUGAUUUGUGAAUUUCAUACAUUUAAACAAAUUUCAAAAACAAUUUUGUGAUACCAUAAAUAUUCAUUUUCAAAUUACCUGCUUAUACUUUUAUGCUCAGUUUAGACCCUAUUGAAUUGUCCUUAUAUUAAUGUAGAAAUUGAGAAUUCAUCAUUGCUCUUAGUUUUUUGUUUUAAAAAAUAAUAUACACAGUUUUUCCCCUUAAGUAUUUUUUUUUAAAUACAGUUGACAGUUCUUUCCCUUUAGUAUUUAUUUUAAAAUAUAAUUGACAGUUGCUUCCCUUAGGUGUUUAUUUAGAAGUGUAAUUGAUGCUGCAGGGUUUUUUCUCCCUUUGAUUAUAUUUAAUAGAUGUGAGAUCAUUCCUGCUGCAACAUUCCAUAGCUGUUUGUCUCACUCAAAGCUUGCUCAUAGCCUCCAACCUGAUUUAUAUUUCUUAUCCUUUUUAGUAAAAAGUUUUCUUAGUCAUUUUCAAGAUCUGUUUCUCUUUUCUUGUUUUUUUUUUUCUGAAGUAGCUUUAGUGUUCAUUAGUGUAUUUAAAAAAAAUAGUUCAAACUUAUGAACACUGUAAUUUAAUGGUUUACCAUUUUCAAUAUUUGUACACAUUUUUUUGUUAUACAAAAAUAUGGUUUGUUAAAAAAACAUUCUCUAGUUUGAAUCUAUUGUUUGUAAAAAAAAAAAAAAUAUUUAAGGAAAAUAUUGUUGUAGUAUCGAUGCCUUCUGCCGUUUGUGAAAUCUCAUAUUGAAAUUUUAUUGGAAUGAUUAUAAUCAUCACAAUGAUAAUUAUUUUUUUAAAAUGUACAAAAAUUAUAAUAUUUGUUAUUUUCUAUGAUUUUCAAAUAAUAUCAAGAUAUUAUUUUAUUUUUUUAAUAUUUGCAAUAAAUAUUGUUUAGAAGUAUCUUUUUUAAUUUUCAAUCAAUAGAAAGUUAAUUUUCAUCUUAAACAGUAACAUUAUGUUCAAGAUAUUUUUUAACGGUGAAGACAGUGUAUUGUUAAAUUAAAAAUUAAUUUUUAAAAAACAUUUUAGCUAUUAGUUUUCAAAUAGAUAAACUUUGAAAAAUCUGAAUUAUGUACUUUUUUUUCCUUUUCUCAAUUUCUGUUUCAACACUCUAUAUGGGUAUUUUUAGAUCUUUUUCCCUCAAUAACUUUGACUUUUUAUUUUACAGAUCUACAUAUUGAAUCUCAUUUAUUUUCACUUUUUCUCUAUAAAAUUGGGAUUUGAAAUCUAAUUAAAAUACAAAAUUGUAAUCAUCAGUCCUAAUUAAUUACAUGAACUGGCAAACAAUAUAGAGACAGGUUAGUAAAAUAAAUAUUUAAAAAAAAAUCAUUAAUAUGAUCACUUAUCAGUUUUUUUAAACAUAAGUAAAACUUCCGUAUGAAUUGACACAUGGUUUUUUAUUUUCUAAAAUUCAAUUUUACAAGUUUAUGUUCUGUUGCAUUACUUUUGAACCAUUUUAGGCCUGACAAAAUACAUAAUCUUCACUUUGUACAAGUUAGCCGUGAACAAGGGCUUAGUCCUUAACACAAUUUACCCUUUUCUAAAUGCAGCAAUUUACACCAUGUUAGCCCAUCUUCAUAGUAGCUCAAAAUGUGUAGGCCUAGGACUUGUCUAUCUGUCCUAUUGAAGCCAUUCAUGGAUUUCUUGCAAGUAAUCAAAUAAUCCUUACCAAUCACUUAAUCAAACAUGUUAUAAAUUUAGUGUACAUUUAGCAUAAUUUUCCUGUGUAGCUUGGGACCUAGGCUAGGCUCUAAUGUUUUCUUAUCCAGUCCUGUCUCUGUGGCUUUAGUUGUCUGUUGACUAUGGGCUUUACAGUCUUUUCACCUGCCUUGUAGGUAUGUUGGUAUUUUACCAGUUGUAAAUUAUUAGUUGUAAGUUGCAAAAAAGAUUUUUUUUUGAAGGAAAGAAUUCAUACAGGGUUAUUUAUGGAUUGUCAGAUUAAAAAAA
Molecule: messenger RNA, 6683 nt
Organism: Physella acuta
Lineage: Eukaryota; Metazoa; Mollusca; Gastropoda; Physidae
Product: sortilin-related receptor-like
Cellular component (GO): plasma membrane
Molecular function (GO): protein binding
Source: RefSeq, a predicted model, not a curated record